AUGUCCGACUCCGAGCCUUUACCCGUAGAACUCGAGUCCACAUUCUCUGCGGAAAGAUACUUUGCGACACAACCUCCGCCGCACUCGCUAGAGCACGACAUGGUCGGGGUGCGCGAGUUCAUAAAGAGGCAGUCGGAGGACGGCCGCAACGUUGUGCUGGUGACGAGUGGAGGGACGACUGUACCUCUGGAGCUCAACGUCGUCCGCUUCCUCGACAACUUCAGUGCCGGAACCCGCGGUGCAACGUCCGCGGAGUACUUCUUGAAAGCAGGAUAUGCGGUGAUUUUCAUGCACCGUCAGUUCAGCCUGCAGCCCUUCAGCCGGCACUACUCGCAUUCCACCCAUCCCUUCCUCGACUUCCUCGAGAUAGAGCAGGUAGACUCAGGUCAGCCCGCUACGCCCAGUAUCACCGUGAAACCUUCAGAGCGCGACCAUCUGGUGGAUGUUCUGACGGCGUAUAAAGCGGUUCACAAAGCGGGGACAAUGCACACGCUCACGUUUGUCACGGUGAACGACUACUUAUGGCUUCUGCGUGCUGUAAGCCAGGAGCUCUCCGUGCUGGGUAGGAAUGCAUUGUAUUACCUCGCCGCGGCCGUGAGCGAUUUCUUCCUACCGAGACAAAGAUUGUCAGAACACAAGAUCCAGUCUGGGAAGGGCAGCCUGCACAUAGAGAUGGACCAAGUCCCCAAGAUCCUCAAGCCAAUGGUAGAUGAAUGGACCCGCGAUGGUUUUAUCGUCUCGUUUAAGCUGGAAACCGAUGCGUCGCUCCUGAUCCCGAAGGCGCGAGCCGCCCUAGCACGGUACGGGCACCAAGUAGUGAUCGGCAACGACUUGCACCACCGCAAGCACCAGGUCGUCUUCAUCUCACCCGUCUCCAAGCUCAACGCCAAUGCCUCGGGAGCGGCGGAUACCGCGCAGCUGGACGGCCCCGCGGCUGUGCAGUCAGGCCGGGCAGGGCACGAGCAAGCAUACGUCGAGUCGUGGCUGCGCAUCGAUCAUGUGCAGGAACCGCACAAAGAAAUAGAGGAGGAUAUUGUUGGAGAGCUGGUCAGGCGGCAUCAAGUAUGGAUCGAGGGUAAUGUACGUACAUGA
Molecule: messenger RNA, 1092 nt
Organism: Sparassis crispa
Lineage: Eukaryota; Fungi; Basidiomycota; Agaricomycetes; Polyporales; Sparassidaceae
Product: Phosphopantothenate--cysteine ligase CAB2
Exons: 6
Coding region: 1-1092 (363 amino acids)
Biological process (GO): coenzyme A biosynthetic process
Cellular component (GO): nucleus; cytoplasm
Molecular function (GO): phosphopantothenate--cysteine ligase activity
Source: RefSeq, a predicted model, not a curated record